Messenger RNA from Rhincodon typus (whale shark), 1707 nucleotides. RefSeq lists its product as uncharacterized. The record is from RefSeq and is a predicted model, not a curated record. NCBI's taxonomy places the organism in Eukaryota, Metazoa, Chordata, Chondrichthyes, Orectolobiformes, Rhincodontidae. Bases 408 to 1445 code for a protein of 345 amino acids. The transcript is spliced from 4 exons.
AUAAAUUGCUGCUAUUGUAAUCCCUUUCCUGUUUUAACAAAAUAGUUUCAGUUUAAAGUUUUGGUAAAGAUCUGUAGCACGGGUUGUGUGUUGAUUGAGGCUCCACUGAUGAUGCCACCUAGCUUGGUGACAAAACAUCUGAACAAGAACAAGCCAGCCCUGCGAGCAAGUCAACAACCUCAUAGUUUCAGUUUCAUCUCCAUUUAUUUCACACGGUGGUUCCAGUCUCUGCAUUCAACAAGGAAAAAGUAAGUACUGCAUUAAACUCUGUAGGUUCAGCUUUACUGCACAACUAUCACAAAGACAUCCAUCAAGAGACAUUCAGUCCAAGUGACCUUUGUCCACUUGGGAUUUACCGUACUCUGAGCUCUAUUUGAUGCAAGGUUAAACCUGAUUGAACGAAAACUAUGGGCAAUAACGUUUCAGUAAGUUCAAAAGAAAAAGCUGCAAGAAAGCUGUAUGUGAAGAUGCAGAAUCAAAGAGCAUAUGAACAAGACACAAAAAACAUGAAGUACACAAAGAUAUUUUUAGAAAAAGCGACACUGAAAGGUUUGGAAAGCAUUCUUAAGUCAAUAUCAAAAUAUAAAAUGGUCUCUGCAGCUUUUUGUAUGACUGGACUAGGAGCAACACUUUUUGUUGGUUGUAUUAUUGCAGACCAAUUUCUAAACAGUUCUGAAAAUGCCACGAGUGGCAAAAUCACUGAGAUAGCAAUCCGCAAAGUACUCCACGAGGAACAGAUACAGGAAAUCAGUAAUAUCGUUAUUGCUUAUCAGAAUCACUACAAAAUGUUUGCAAACAACAAAAAGAAACUUUGUGAAGAAGCUACAAUCUGUGAAAGGGAUCUGUUCAACCAGCUCAAUCGAACCAGCCAAAAUAUGCUUAAGAAUCGCCAAAGUGCAACUGUGUCAAAUUUCCUAGCCUGGUUGAAAGGUGCCAGAAUUCACCUGGAAGUGCUUUCUGACAUGAUUACCUUGCGGGUUGGUGACCCAUGUGCAGUUUACCAGGCAGCGCAAAUCCACUGUAGUACCAUGAGUCAACUGGUACAUGCAGUCAAGGAACAAAAGGCAUCAGUCAUUACCUUGUUUCAGUUUCCUCUAGGCAUCAAGCUCACAGACAAGGAAGCAGGUCAAUUUGUUUGCAUAUAUUACCCUCACUUCAGUUUUGAAGGUACCAAGGAUAUCAAGGAUAAAUACCUGAUGCUGCUUUUUGAUGACCAACUUAGAACGCCUCUUGGUUUUAUGAAUUUCUUCCUGCUAGAGAACGGAGCCACAACUGGACUGAGACCUUCUCCAACUUCCAAGGAGUUCUGGAGAGAGAGGCAGCAGCAUCGUGAGGAGCGUGGUAGUAGUGGCCAUGGGUCCCGAGCAGUGUCAGCUGGAAGUCGGAUGCGUGGAGCGGUUGUGGGCCCAGAGCAGUGGGCUGGAGAUCCAGUGCGGGGAAAGUAGCUGUGGGCCUGAGCCUGACGUGUUGGUGAGGGAGGUCCCCAGGCAUCUGCGGCGUUGAGAGCAGAAGGCCCGAAGUUUCUGGAGAGUGGGCCAAAGUGGAGGAGACUGAGCCUCGCUGGAAGUACACUUAAGAGUGUUGAACUUUUACCUUUAUUCCUUCAUUUUUCCAUUUAAUACUAGGAAGGACUGUAAUGUUAACUUUUAAGUUUAUUUCUUUAUUUUUCUCCUCAUACUAAGAGCAAAGGUAAUGCUUUAACUUUGU